AUGACUCCAGAAAGCAACAUCAAGUGGCAGAAAUUGAUCAGCGCUGUUCGUGAGCGAGAAAAAUUGGAUGAUGAGCAGCGAGGAACAAGUUAUUUGCCCGAGGAACUAAGUGGUAUAGAGGUGCUACCUCUACCUUCGCCUGAGAAGGCCCUAGAGCGCCUGGAGGAAGCCUUAAGGAUAUCUGGCUCCAGUGACUCGAAGUCAUGUCCUGCAUUUCCUGAUCUCUACGAUAAUCUGGCAAAAGCUGGUUAUGACCAGAGGGUUUUUGCUAGAUUCGUCAUUGAACUCAUUAAUCUCAUAAAGUCGCAUCAUGACGUGAAGGUUGCGCUGGAUGUUAUUUCGGAGGCGGUUAUAAGAUGUAGAUUAAAGGUUGUUGUUGACCACGGCUGCUCAGUUGUGGACGAAAUUCUUUCCAAAGAACAUUCCGAUGAACACUUUUUCUUUCUGGUUGAAUAUCGCUAUUGUUGGGUGAGACCUUGA
Messenger RNA from Ostertagia ostertagi, 480 nucleotides. Lineage: Eukaryota; Metazoa; Nematoda; Chromadorea; Rhabditida; Trichostrongylidae. The record is from the annotation of a GenBank genome assembly.